ACGGUUGAUCUGCAGGUGGAAACCUGAAGACAGACUGGCAGUAGAACCUAGGGAGGGAGCUGAACAACCUCCAGAAAUGAGCACUGAACUGGGAUCCCCGGUCUGACACAAUGUCCUUAGUAGUUGAAAAAUAUGUUGGACCAGAAGCUCAGCAGUGUCCUCAGAAGAGGGUAACUUAGUUAAGGAAGUAAAAUGGCCCUGUUUGUCUGGUGGUCUUAUUCUUUGUGUGCGGGGGGACAAAAUAAUGCACGUCUACGUCCACCAGACCACCACCAAAAAGGUCUCAGCAAGAAUACAUGGGUGUGUCAAGGGUGGCAGGUUAGACUGGAUGAAUAUCCACACUAAAAGGCAUGACCUGACCGAACCAGGACCAUAGAGACAGUUAGCAGACACACUUCUAGGACCAGUUUAUUUUUGCCAGGCCGGUUCAACCCUCUGCUUACUAUUGCAAUUUAAUUUUUCUACUGGUUGAUCCUGAGGCAGGUGCCUUAUGUUCUGGUAGCUUUUGUCACCAGCCAACCCCUGCUUCUAUAAGACCAACAUCUGUGGCUACGUAGCGGUAGCCUGACACUCUGCCACAGACACCAGAGAGUUAGCCUCUCUGAGCUGCUCGCUGAGCUAAUGUUACAACAAAGGUACCCCACAGAAACGCUUACAAACAGCCGUAAUUGUGAUCAAACUUCCAGCGAACUCUCUGUUUCCAGCGUGGACACGAAGAGUCUGACAGGAGCAGCUCAUGGUUAGCUCUGAUAGCAAUGACUACCGCCAGUUGCACUCCUGCUAUGGUGACUGGGGGGGGGGCGGCAUUGGAGCAGUUUAACUGAUGUUCAUUGAGGUCAGUUAACUAUGGCUUUCACCUGUGUAGGAUCCAUUGAGAAACCGGGCAAAGAGAACAACAGGUACAACUGUGAAUGCUGGCAAAAAUGGCAAUACUAGAUUCUCAUAUUGCUCAGUAGGGGUGUUGAAGGCCGUCUUCCAUUCAUCAUAAGCACACAGAUCAAGCUUGUAAAGAAUUGUGGCUCUCUAAGUAACAUUUACAUCAAGAUGGCGUCGCAUGUACAACGCAAGGCCCAGCGUCUAACUAGAUUCUGGGAAUUAGUCGUUAUGUGCCUUUUUGUUUCAGGACUUUUCACUCAGAACAGUCUUGCAUAUAUCUCCUACAGCCGACAGGAACUUUUGGACAUUCAAACUCAUAACCUGGACACUUUUAUUGGCAAUCUCCGGCACACACCAAAGAUCAUAAAGUGCUUCAAGAGGCUGGUCCUGGCUCACCUCAGAACCAGCCUACCACCCACACUGGACCCCCUCCAAUUUACCUACCACCAGAACAGGAGUACAGAAGACGCAUCUCUACAGCGCUACACUCCUGGCUAUCAAAAGUGGUCCAGUGGAAGUGGUCUAAACUUCCCUCUGAAUCUCUUUCCUUUGUCAAUAACCUCUGAUGUGUUGAUUAUAUAAUUUUAGUCUUGAAGUUGCAAAAAUGAUGCACAUCUGCACACUUGGCUGACUGGAAGACUGAAAAGGGAAAGAUUCUCCAAAAGUAAACUCAUAUUGUAAUCCAGACAAUAAUGAAUGUUUUUGUUUUUUUAGAGAAUGUGUUUUUACUGGUAUAAGCAGAUUGACUCUCUAGCGCAGCCCAACCCACCAAGAAGUGUAUAAAGUUCAGAGGAGGCGUUUGUCUUGUUCAGUUGGGAGGGCAGCAGCAGCCAUCUGGAGAUAUUGAUAUCUGUGAGAUACAAGUGAUCUUGGAUGUGUAAAUAUGAAAUUUAAUUUAUGUUCUAUACUGUGUGUUUAAUGUUGUUCUUUGAUUAUUGAUAUCUGCUUUCUUCUUUGUCAGAAGUGACUGAAAGGACAGUUAAGUUAUAAAAUGUGCUGAAAAGAAGAACUAGAUUUCACAAGCUUUUAAAAUGCUCUUGAACAGUUGUUUGCAUAAUAAUCCAUUAUCCAACUAAAUGAUGUUAUGACCAAAAUCCAUUUACCUUUGUUAUUUUGACCAGUGUGGUGAGACACACUGUUUUUGCAAACUGGUAUGCAGAUAUUAGUGUUGUGAGAUUUUGCUCAGUUGUUGGGGAAAUAACUUUCUGGUUGAAUAUUGUGCUGAGGAAUUAUUCAAAGGGAUAAUAAUCAGCACUAUUACUGAGCUAGUUUUGCUGCUAACAAAAGAAAGAAAUGGAGAACUCAACUGAGAUUGUGUCUUUUGUGCUGGCAGCCUAUGGUAAUAUUGGAGAGUUAAAAUACCUGUAUUUCAGUAUAAUGCUGUUAUGGUACCUCUCAAUAUGUGUGGCCAACACAGUUCUUAUUAUAGUCAUAUAUGUGGACAAAAGGUUGCAUGAGCCAAUGUACAUAUUACUAUGUAAUUUAUUUGUGAAUGAAAUCGGUGGCAGCACAUCACUGUAUCCUCUUAUGCUCUCACAGAUGUUUUCAGAUACCCAUGAAGUGACCCUGUCAUGGUGUUUUCUACAGAUGUGUUAUAUCUAUACAUGUGCUUCAGUUGAGUUUUGCAGUUUAGCAGCCAUGGCCUACGACAGAUAUGUCGCUAUCUGUUAUCCUUUACACUACAGUGUCAUUAUGAACACAGGGAGAGUCGGUAUGAUCAUUCUGCUUGUAUGGAUGUAUUCAUUUGUUAAUUUUAUAUUCUCAUUUUCAUUCGUCAUCCAUUUGAAGUUUUGUGGAAAUGUCAUUGACAAAGUGUUCUGUGAUCACCACUUAGUGAUUAAACUUGCAUGUUCAGCUUCAGCACUGAACAAAAUAUCUGACCUGCUGUUUGCCUUUGUGACCAUUGUUAUCCCAGUUAGUUUCAUUUCAGUCUCUUAUAUGAAGAUUUUGGCUGUUUGUCUGAAUACUUCUAAAGAAAACAAACAAAAAGCCGUCUCCACCUGCACACCUCAGAUUGUCUCUCUAUCAAACAUGUUUGUCGGCUGUAUUUUUCACUUUGUUGAUUCCAGGUUUGAUGUGGAUUAUUUACCGAAUAAAGUUCGCAUUAUUUUAUCUGUGUAUCUCCUCAUCGGCCAACCGAUGAUCACCCCCUUUAUGUAUGGAUUUAACCUACCAAAAAUAAGACAAUCCUGUAAUAGAUUUCUGUUUGAUCAAAAAAUAAAUAUUUAGAGCAAGGAUGACUAUCUCUGCUCUGUGGAAAAACAGAGUGUGUUUCAAAAUGUAUAGACAAGACAUCUGUGAAAAUUGCACACAUGUGUUUAUAAAAUGUGCAUAAAUUACAAAAAUGUGCAAAGCUGUUUUUGUGAUGUAGAUUUCUUUAUGCAUGGUACACUAUAAGGUUGCAGAGACUUUAAUAGACUGCAGUAGUGAUAAGCAACCACUCAUUUCUCUUCAUUCUUAAUAUUUCCCCCAUAUACAUUUUACAACAUAUUACACUGACGCCAAAUAUUACAGCCAGACACUGACCAAUGUGAAUAUAUAACAAUAUUAUUAUUGUAUCUUUGACCCUUAACUUUGACAAAUUUCUAAUUGAUUGUAUCACAAAAAAAAUGACACUGUCCCAGGUAACAACAAACAUUGCUCUAGUGCUCAAAAAAGUCACAGGCUGUCCUUAAAUGUACUAUUACUUUAUUACUACAAUAUGUCUAUGGCAGUGCUUUGUCACCUACAACCUAACUAUCAAAUAAGCAGAUUUGUAUACCUGUAGAGAUCAAAAAUAGUACGGGACAAAGUAGUUUGUAGCUUCCAGCAGCACCCAGAAUACGCUGCUGAAACACUCCUCUCCCCAGGCCGAAGUGUUGGUGGGUUUAUUUCAGAUUUCCAGAAAGUCGGUGGGAACUCGCACUGAAAUCUGUGACUGUAGGAAGGAACUUUCACUAGGCCUCUUGCAGGCUAAAGCUCUGAGGGUAAGGUCAGAGAUCAUGGAAACAUGGAGUUGCAGCCACACCACACUAACACUUAUCUUAGGAUAUUUGUGAAUCUAACAAAAUACUCUCUUCUGACAUAGUGACAACAUGCACAUACUUUCUAUGGUACCAUCUGUUUAAAAUGCAAACUGGUUUAGAGGAAUAAUGUGGUUCCCAAAACCUCAGAAGAUCUGUUAUUAUUUAUGGUGGUAUAAUGAGGUAAAUUAAAAACUAUAUGUAUUUCUACUUUUGGCCACGAGAGGUCAGUGUCAGACCACUCAUUGCAGUUUUUUGCAUUCAGGCACUUCUUCCAAUUGUUUUCAAAAACUACAAAGGAAGUGAUCAAAACUGCAAACACAUUCACUUAAUACUAUCAGGUUGUUUUCUCUAACCAUCACAUAGAAAACACACUGACUGAGUACAGAUUCGUACUCUCAAUAUUCUUUAACUUGCUCCUAAUGAAGAGAAAUCUGAUUAUUUAUUAUUGGCUCAUUCAUUGUGUGGAAAUAAGUAGAAGUACUAAACCUUUGACUCUAUUGAGUUUGAUGUUGCAUGUAAAAGAGAUUGUUUAUUAAAAAGCCUGUUGUUGGGAUGUGAAUUAAAUGAAUCUAUAUCCUGAUUUUAAUGAUUCGUUUUCACUUUAUCUAAUUUAAAGUAUUGCAUUCAGCCUUGAGAAGUCCUCUUCAUUAAAAGUGUUUUCUGGA
Molecule: messenger RNA, 4546 nt
Organism: Dicentrarchus labrax (European seabass)
Lineage: Eukaryota; Metazoa; Chordata; Actinopteri; Moronidae
Product: putative gustatory receptor clone PTE01
Exons: 2
Coding region: 2170-3105 (311 amino acids)
Biological process (GO): G protein-coupled receptor signaling pathway
Cellular component (GO): membrane
Molecular function (GO): G protein-coupled receptor activity; olfactory receptor activity
Source: RefSeq, a predicted model, not a curated record